Paramecium tetraurelia is the source of this 2307-nucleotide messenger RNA. RefSeq lists its product as uncharacterized. Gene Ontology annotation, cellular component: nucleus; cytoplasm. NCBI's taxonomy places the organism in Eukaryota, Ciliophora, Oligohymenophorea, Peniculida, Parameciidae. The record is from RefSeq and is a predicted model, not a curated record. The transcript is spliced from 3 exons. Gene Ontology annotation, biological process: mitotic DNA damage checkpoint signaling; protein phosphorylation. Gene Ontology annotation, molecular function: ATP binding; protein serine/threonine kinase activity.
AUGAUAAUCGACGCACCCAAUCAAUAAUUUCCAAAUAGAAAGUUUUAAACAAUAAAUCAAUUAGGAAAGGGAGCUUAAGGUUAAGUUUAUUUAGUGAAAUCAAUAAAUUGGGGAAUAAAUGAUUCAAAAUAGUUUGCAAUUAAAUAAUAACCAAAGUUUAAUGAGAAUGAGCUAUAAAUAUUAAAUAUGAUAAUGAAUUACUAAAAAGGCUAAUUUAAUCAAGCAUCAUAAGUGAUAAGGAUUUAUGAAAUAUUAUAAUACAAUAAUAAGGCAUACUUGAUAAUGGAAACUGGAGAAUAGGACCUUUACUCUUACAUUGAAUCAUAUUAAUAAUAAUAAUAAUAAUUAAGUUUAGACUAAAAAAUAAAAAUAAUGAAAUAAUUAUCAUAAUCUAUCUACUUUUUUCAUGAAACUUUAAAAUUAAUUCACAGAGACAUUAAACCUGAAAAUUUUAUCAAAGUAGGAGAUGAUUUCAAACUUAUUGAUUUUGGUUUAGCUAAACCUUCUCAAGAUUUUUUUAUGACAUAAAAUGUAGGAACACCAUAUUUUUAAGCACCAGAAAUAAUUUAAAACAAAUAAGAUUACACUUGUGCUGUAGAUGUUUGGUCAUUAGGUUGUGUGUUUUAUGAACUUUGUAAAUCAUAACUAUUAUUUUAAGCAAAUACUAUUUAGGAAAUAUAAAACAUUGUAUUAAAUUUCAAUUAAAAGUACUUAGAAGAUAAAUUAAGUUCAGAUGAGAUGCCUUAAUCGUUAAAGUAUCUUUUAAUUUAAAUGAUUCAACCAAAUCCCAAAGAUAGAUUAUCAAUUAAAGAAGUACUUAGUAAACUUAAUUAAAUAUCAACAGAAUAAUUUGGAAAUUAAUAUAAUAAUAGCUUUAUAGUUUAAAAUGUCUUCUAAAAAAAUAAUCAACAAUUUUAAUAAUAAAAUAAUUUUCCAUAAAUCAAUUAAUAAAUCUCAUUUAAUCCAUAAAUUUAAUAGUAAAAAUAAUAAUAAUAAUAGUAAUAGUAAUAAUUAAAAGAUUAGGAUUAAAAAUAAAUAGAAUAAAAUACUUUAAUUUAAUAAAUUAUAACUAUUUUAGAAAAAUAAAAUCUGUAACAAGAAUUCAAAAAUUUAUAAGAUCAAUAAGAUAAAUAUUAAUAAAGAAUAACUGAAUACAUUUAAUUGUUCUAAAAUUAAUUUGAGACAAAUUUGAAUGAUUUAAAAAAUGAAUUUAAAGAUUAAAAUAUUUAAUAAAUCAAAGUAUAAAAUAAUAAUAAUGAGAAUUUAACGAAAGUUAUGUAAGAAUACAAAUUAAAUAUCAAAGAUUUAGAUUUAAAAAAUAGAGAAUAAGACAUGUAAAUAAAAGAAUUAAAUUUAAGUAUAUUUGAAUUCAAAACUAAAAUAUAAGAAUAAAAUAACCAAAUAAAUAUAUUUAAAGAUAAAGAAUAGGCAUAAUUACAAUUAGAUUAAUAUAAUAAAGAGUUGAUUCAAAAAAUUGAAAAAUAUAAAUUCAAUGAGAUGUAAUAAUAAAUGAAAUAAUCAUAAUUAUAAAAAGAAAUACAAGAUUAACAAAUCUCAAUUGAGUAAUAUGAAAAUAAUAUUAAAAAAUAUUAAGAAGAGUAAUUGUAAUUAAAUCAAUUAAUUUAUCAAUAGAAAUCUUAAGAAAAUAUAUUUCAAAAUACAAUUUAAGAGAAUGAAAAGAGAAUUUAACAAUGCUCAGAUAUAAUUCAAGAUUAAAAGAUUUAAUUAGAAAUAUUAAACAAAGCUAUUUAAAAUUCUAACUAAAUAAAAGAAUUAGAAAAUAAAUUUCAAAUUUAAAUUAAUAAAAUACUUGAUUAACAACUUUAAUGUCAAAAGGAAAGUGACAAAUAACAAUAGAAAGUUUUCGCAGAACUCAAUUCAAUUAAAUAAAGUUCUUUGUAAUUAUAAUAAAACCAAUAAGAAUUACAAAAGGAUAUAAAUAGAUUACUUAAUGUCAUUCAAUAAUAUUAAUAACAAAUUUAAUAAUAGGAACCAAUAAAAGAAAAGUCUUAAAUAAUAGAUUCACUUAAAAAAGAAAUUCAACUUCAUUUUGAAAAUGUAAAAAGAAAUCCUACAACUAUCUGCUAAGUACUAAAAUCGAAAAUUUAUUUAUUGUUUGAGGAAAUUAAAAAAGAAAUCUCCUUUAUAAUUCAAAAUAUAGAUGAUGUUAAGUUAUAAGGUAAAUAUUUAGUCUAAGAAUCUUAUAAAUACAAUGUGAAUAUGGAGAAAAUGAUUGCUAACGAUUUGGAAAUCUUAAAAGGAUGGAAAUUGGUAUUUACUGAUCUUUAGAAAAAAUUCAAAAAAUGA